Octopus sinensis (East Asian common octopus) is the source of this 5301-nucleotide messenger RNA. RefSeq names its product cilia- and flagella-associated protein 43-like. Gene Ontology annotation, biological process: cilium assembly. Gene Ontology annotation, cellular component: axoneme. Gene Ontology annotation, molecular function: protein binding. The record is from RefSeq and is a predicted model, not a curated record. The transcript has 41 exons. Lineage: Eukaryota; Metazoa; Mollusca; Cephalopoda; Octopoda; Octopodidae. The coding region runs from base 182 to 5173 and encodes 1663 amino acids.
UUCUCACGUGUAAAUACUUAGCAACUGUUACCAUGGAUGAAGUAUCCGCUAGCAACCGACUGCACCAUUAUUUACUUUAUAUCUUAUUACUCUUAAAUUAAAGCAACAAAAACAACAACAACAAAAAAAAAGCAAAAAACAAUAAUUCCCUCAAGACUUUUAAUUUCAACCUACCAGAAAAAUGAUCGAUAAAUCACAUUUUUCUUUACUGUGGAAUAAAAGUUACAAUGGCUCACAGUUGAAAGUCCUUGAUUUUGAAACAUAUUGUUAUAUAAGUGACAAAAAUGUAAUCAUAUCUGGGGACUGGCCACCUUUUCAUUUUCCUGGCACUGGAAUCAGUGCAUUUACGGUGCAUCAGAAAGAAAAGUUAAUUGCUUUAUCCGAUAAAUGCUUACAUCCGAAAAUUUACAUCUAUCGUUUCCCUCUGUUUCAAAAAGUUUCCGAAUUUGAAGGUGGUGGAAAAUUAGAAUGUCAGGCUUUGCUAUUUUCUCCUUCUGAUUAUUUGGUCAGCAUCUCAGGACUUCCUGAUUAUGAACUAAAUCUAUGGAACUAUCACGAAGGUCUGAAGCUUUGCACCAUGGAAUUGCCACAGUGUAAUAUAACAAGUAUCUCCUUCAAUCCUAGCAACUGGCAAAAUCUGUGUGUGACCUACUCUGAUAUAAUCUACAUUUACAGGAUAAUGAAGUCAAAUGAUUAUUUUGAAAUGGUGUUAAAAGCUAUUGAUUGUCCUCCACGAAGUAAGACAGUGAAGUUUAAGUAUAAAGAAAAUGAACAACUGCAGCAUCCUGGUUUGGAAAUACCUCUGCCUGCUGUAGCUUGUAUCACAGGAAAGGAAGCUUAUAAAUUACACCAAAAACUUGAAAAUAUUCCUCACGUACAUCCCGUCUCACAGAGUUGGCAGUCAGACUCAGCUGUAUUUAUAGGCUGUGAGCAUGGACAUCUUUUGAAAAUCAGCGAAGAUACUUCAGAAGUUACUAUUAUUUUCAAUCCGGAAGAAGACGAUCCCCAUUCUUCAUUAACAGAACUAGAGUAUGAUGGUGGAUGGGACUUUUCCAUGGACAUUAUUUUUUUUCACAAGAAUAAUUUAUUUACUGCUGGUAAGAAUGGAUAUCUUUGUAUGUUUGAUGUUUCCAAGAAUGAUGCUAUAAAGCUGGUAACUUUCUACAAAAUAGAAUCGCCUGUCACAUCAAUGGUUUAUAAUUCACAAGAUAAGCUUUUGUUAGGAACAUCUGGAGGUGACAUUCAGACACAUGAUAUUGACAAAAUAGACAAUAUUGAAAAACUGGAGGAUGAAUCAAGUUCAGAAUUUGUGGAUAUGAGACCUGUCUAUCCUGGAACAACAGUUGCAGUUUCUGCUCGACAAAAUGGUUUGAUUGAAUUUUGGGAGAUGAAAACUGGGAAAAAACUUUCUACUAUUGAUUUAGAAAAUGAGGUAUCCUCCAUGAACAGUCACCCUAGCUGUAAUGUUGUCAUUGUAGGACUCCGUACUGGUAGACUUUGUGUGCUAGAUGUCACUGAAACGGCAGCACCCCGUCUAAUUUAUACUAAAGCACUUUGUUCAUAUUCACUUACUUGUUUACACUAUGACCAGCAGGCUCAGUACCUGUUUGUUCUCUGUGACAAUAAGAUUAUCUUCAUCCUUGAUGCUGGUAUUAAGACCCGUUAUAAAAUAUAUGGCUUUGUAGAAAUGCCCAACUUGUUACUGUCUAUUGUCACAGAGAGUGCUGCUGGUGUCAAGGUUUAUGUCUCUGCUGCAUCUGACUAUGUGGAACAAGAAACAGAAUUCAAUAAACUUAUAUUUUUCUAUUUGGAACCAAACUUCAAAGAUAAAUUUCAGGAUAAGUAUCAAAGUUCAAUGAGUAUAUUCGACAACGAUAAGCUUUUUAUGAAUGUGCUUCUACUCACAUAUCCUGGUAGAGGGCUGGUAGCUAUAAAUGAACAUAUCUAUACUACAUUCAAGAAGUCUCAAGAACUUGCACAGAUAAUUUACAAAUUUGAUGCUGAGUCAGAGCGGGGCAUUGGAUGGGAAAUUUCAAAGAGAUUCCCAUUCCACCAAUUUUCUGCUUGUUGCCUAUGUACUAGCUUUGAUGAGAAAUGGCUACUAAUGGCUGGUGAAGAUGGAUCCAUCCAUGCCUUUCUAUGGGCAGAUCUGAGUAAAAUUCAGCUCACCUCAGUCACACAUGACCAUCACAACAAAGGUGUGAAGACUAUCGUUCUGUCAUGGGAUUGUCAGUUCCUUCUGGUCACUGCAUAUGAUGGCACUGCUUCUUGCUAUAAAAUCAAUCAUGAACACAAACUUUUGACCAAACAUCAGAGCCGUGUUACAAAGGAAUUUCAUCAAACGACCAUCAACAUGAAACCUCACCUUGCUAAAAAAGAGAGCAAAGCGUGCAUGAAGCUACAUAGCAUUGGAGUACCAGGUCCAGAGAUGAAUCUCACAGAAAAUACGCCAAUUACAUGGUUGGAUACUCAGAGAAAAAUAGCUCUUGACGAGAAAGAGAGAGAAAUAUCAGAAGAGAAACAGAAAAUAAAAGAUGCAGUUUCUAAGAUACGACAAACUGUACAAGAUAUGCUCAAGGCUAAUGACAACCGUCCAGAUAUUGAGAAGCUGGAGCAAUAUGAAUUUGAUUUAGAUGUUGAGGAGCAAGUACGUCUUCAAGCUGAUGGCGAAGCAGCCAUUCAGAAGAUAUAUGAAAACACUGAAUAUGAAAAUCUGACUAAAUUGUUUGUCAAAGAGAAAAUUAAAGAAGAAUGCUAUGAUAAAAUGUUUGUCAAGGGCCGAUCCCUAAAGGCCUUCCUCAUUCCUCUAGAAGUUGAAAAUUUCCCCCUGAUUGAAAGGUCAAAAGAAGAACUGGAGCUACUGCAAAGGGUUGAGAACAAACGGAAAGUUGAGAAAAUAGUUGAUAUGUUUAACCAAGAGAUAUUUGAAUUAAUAUCCAGAGCUAGUGGUUCACAAAGUGUAGAUAUGCUUGGUUCAAUAGAAAGUAUACAAGAUGAGGAUCGAGAAGACUCUAACAUUGAUAACCAGGACCAAAUACACUACCAGGUUGCUGAAGACAAACCCAAGACAAUUGAAAGCAGAGCAGAAGAGAUGCAAAUGUCCACUGCAAUUGCAGGAAGUUUUGGUUCUGCAUAUGGUGGUGAGAGUGCAUACUUGUAUAACCAACUGGAGCUUCACAGUCGAGACCAGAAGAUAUCACAGAUAAUUCUGUUACAGGGCAUCAUCUACAAAAUAAAGGAAACCUUCAACAAGGAGUUUGAUGAGUUGUAUAACCGCAAAGAAAUAGAGAUUGGCAAAAUCAAAGAGAGGAACAAGCGAGUUAGUGUGAUCAUAGCUGACCUUCAGCUAGGUGAAGAGGUCCUCGUUCCAAAAUUUACUGUAGCGGAGAAACCGGAAUUGGCCUUUGUAGUCGAUGAUUCUGAAGUCACAAUUGAAAGGUACCUGACUGCCGAGGAGAAAAAAGCCAUAGAAGAAGCCAAACGCAUUGAAGAGGAGCGUAUAAGGCUGGAAAGAGCUGACAAUUCCCAUGAAAGAGGUAUAAUGGACAUGAUGGGUGGUGUUCUUGAGAUCAGAAAAGAAGAUGAAUUGAAGAAGGACAUACCGAUGCCGGUUGUUGGACCAAAUGAAGAAGAAUGGACAGAGGACGAAGUGAAAAUGAUGAAAGAAUACGAACGGAAAGUGAAAGAAUUAAAUGAAGAAAGGGAGAAAUAUCGCAAAGGUCUUGAGAGUGAACUGAAGAAAUUACGAGGGAUCAUUCAAGAAAUAAUGGUAGCUUUCGAUGAAUUGGUGAAUGCAUUAUUUCAGAAACACACCCAGGUGUUGAUUGCAGUCUAUCAGGAGGAACUGAAGCUAAACCGUAUCAAAAUGAAUCUGAUGUUGGAAGAUGAAUUUGCUGUUUAUGAAAAGCAUCUGAUUUGGGAAAGGAACAGCAUGAGAACUCAUGUGGAUAACAUUGUUCAACAUGUACAAGACUCCGAGAAAAGAAUGGCAGAUUAUCGAGUGAAAUAUGAACAACUUUUGUUAGAAGACAGACAGUUGGAUAAGGGUUUCAGAAAUGAAUUCCUUGGUGUUGCUGUGGUUUUUCUAGAGACUCUCUACAAGCUAUUCCGGAAACGUCCAAGGGCUUAUAAAUUCAAAACACCAGAUACAAUGCCAUCUGGGGACAUUGUGAUGCAAAGCAUAUAUCACCAAAGGAAAAUUGUGAUUGCUCAACAAGGGAAUGCUUCAAUUGCAGCUGCUCUUAAGGAAUUUGACAAUGACAGCCAACAGCCAGAAGGCUUAGACCAAAAUACUUGGGUAAAGUUAUGCGAGUUAAGAAGAAAUAAGCUUAAAAAAGAAGAAGAGAUAAUGAAAAGUAUUUUAACAUUUGCUGAGAUGGGCGAUUUCCACCAGCAUAAAAUAGAGCAGCUGGAGAAAUCACAUGCUGAAAUGGAUGAGAUUGAAAUGAAAAUAAAGAAACUGAAGAGAGACAAACAACAAUUCCACAUUGACAUUGAUAUACAGCUUUUGAUAAAGCAGGGACAAGUGGAGUUAGAACAUGAUGCUCUGAUUCAUAAUUCCCAAGGGGCUGUCCUAAUACACCGCAGCAUUAUUGAAGAACUUAACACCAAAAUUAAGGAACUUGGAGAACAGAAAAUUUCUAGUAUGGUUGAAAGCAAAAACUUCAAAAAGCAAAUAUUUCAUAAAGAAUGGGAACACAGAAAAAUGAUGAUGAUGAUGGAAGAUCUAAAACAAAAGAUGAAUAUAGUAAAAUUCAUGAAAGUGACCCGUGAAGUACAAAAGUAUUUGGAAGAAGAGAAUUAUAAUGUUUACAAUGCUCAACAAACUGACCGACUGGAAAAAUUACUUGUUGGAGUUCAGACUAUACAUGAAAAAAAACAGUCGAAAAUCGAAGACGAUAUUAACAAGCUAAAAAUGAACAUAAAGGCAAAGAAGAAGGAAAAUGAGAAAUUAGCUAAACAGAUCAAAAUCAUUAAUGUUCAAGUAAAUGAUCGGAGACAUAUCGCUAAUGUCUGUCAGGAAACUCCGGGAACAUACGAGAGAGUGAAAUACUUCAACAUAUGUCACCGCAAGAAGUUGAUCAGCAGAGCCAAGAAACAAGCAGCGGAACUGACCACGUUACGCCAAGAAGUUGAACGUCUGCGAAGAAGAACAUUCCCAGCUUUGAUUUGAGAUUGAGAAAAACAAAAAAAAUCUUUGAAUAAAAAUUACCAUAAAAAUACAAUUAGCUGGUGGAAUUUGUGUUGACAAUUUGAAUAUUUAUCUAUACAAUAAAAACUUAUAUAAAAAUGAUGUUGAUA